CUCAGGUGCUCAACGAUGACGUGCGUCUGGCCGUCAGCGCGCAUAACCAAGGCUCUUGCAGUGAUCUAGGAUCUCCCGUCGGAUAGGCCGCGGGGAGAUGCUAGCAUAUAAAGCACGCAUCGACUCUUAUCUAACGCGUGCUACUUGUAAACAACUACGUCCUCACUCGUCACACAGCAUACGCAGCUUAUUUGAGCUUAAGACACUAUACACAGACCAAGAUGCCUACCCAGUACAACGUCACUCUCAAGCCUGAGGCUUCUCCCGAGGAUUUCGAGCAGGCGAAGAAGGAUGUUGAGUCUAAGGGCGGCAAGAUCACCCACGAGUUCAAGCUGAUUAAGGGCUUCACCGCCGAGUUGCCAGAUGACCUCGUCUCGACCUUCGAGUCGAACGACAAGAUCACCGUCGAGAAGGACUCUGAGGUCACUACCCAGUAAACGGCCACAACGAUGAAACGAGAGAUGGAAAUAACGAGCACGAGAUAUGAUGAAUCGGCAUAGCGCUUGCAUAGGCAGCUAGGGUAUAUAAUUAUCAAUGACAUCUCUGAUGACACCCCUUUCUCUCACGUGUAUCGCAUCCUAUCGGCUGCUAAUCUCACUCCCGAUCCACCCUGCCCACGCCUCUCAGCUUGAGAUAGACGUCUGUGCCCCAGCCCCACAGACUCUUCACUUCGAUGCCGCCGCCGAAGUACUCUGCGUAUGCUCUACCUAGAGGGAGUCCGUAGCCCAGUCCUGCCAGAC
Messenger RNA from Didymella exigua CBS 183.55, 740 nucleotides. RefSeq lists its product as uncharacterized. Lineage: Eukaryota; Fungi; Ascomycota; Dothideomycetes; Pleosporales; Didymellaceae. Gene Ontology annotation, molecular function: endopeptidase inhibitor activity. The coding region runs from base 222 to 437 and encodes 71 amino acids. The transcript has 3 exons. Gene Ontology annotation, biological process: vacuole fusion, non-autophagic. The record is from RefSeq and is a predicted model, not a curated record.